This is a messenger RNA of Penicillium robsamsonii, 1452 nucleotides long. RefSeq names its product protein irs4 (gene irs4). The coding region runs from base 1 to 1452 and encodes 483 amino acids. The record is from RefSeq and is a predicted model, not a curated record. The transcript has a single exon. Gene Ontology annotation, molecular function: protein binding. NCBI's taxonomy places the organism in Eukaryota, Fungi, Ascomycota, Eurotiomycetes, Eurotiales, Aspergillaceae.
AUGUAUGGCGCUUCCGCGAACCAGCGGUUGAGUGCCCGGAAUGACGCUCUGCAAGGCGCCACCCUUGCAUUCCACUCUAGGGAUCCCUCACCUUCAGUUAGAUCUUCUGCCACUACAAUGGCAGAUACUCUAGGUCAGAGGACUGAAUCCCAUACACCAGAAGCCGGCUCCGUAAAGGAUAAGGUCGGGAGAUUGUCGAGGCCACUUUCACCUACGCCCAGUACAUUAAGUGCGAGGGGACGACCAUCAGCCGCACCUCUCGCCUCGACAUCUCAAAUUGCCGCACGGCUCGCUGCCUCAAGGUCUCCCGGGCGGGACACUACUCCGUCGACAACUCCCAGUUCUGCAGGUGCAAUACGAAAUGCGAGCCGGGUGCCACCUUCACAGGAGAAACGACUGCCACCACCAAUCCCUAUUCGCUCGAUCCAAGAGGCACAAAGUCCUCUAGGCCGUCCACUACAUGGAAGUGGCGUAAGGUCUGACCCGGAUCUGGCUUUCUACGGGCGCUCUUCAUCGCAACAAUCCAGCACAACUCUAGACUAUCAGGAUAGUCGAGACUCGAGCCCUCGUCCCUCCCUAGAAUCGCGAAGUUCGUCUCUGCUGUCAGAUGAGUCGAAACCGAAGCUUCCGCCGCGUGUGCCUCCGCCACGAGGGUCUCUCAGAAACCAUGGAGUUGCCUCUAAACUCAGUCCUUCGACCCCGAGCGAGAUAUCUAUAGCAAGCCAGUCGCCUGCAAGCACCAACAUAAUAGAUGACACCAUUGGCAUGAGUGAGGAAGCCCUCUCCAAUGCUAUCAUCGCCUCAUCCGUGGCAUCAGCACGAGCAUCCCCGGCUAUCAGGGGGAUUCCCCCGCCGGUUCCCCAACGACGACGGGCACGAUCCAUUCUACAUCUACCACACGUACACCAACCCAAGCCUGAUAUGUCAAGGUCACCAAGUCCCCCGAAGAGUAUACCGAUGACACUUCGUGGCCUACCGAAAGAUACCGAGGCCGACCGCCGAAAACACAGAAAUCCCCUGCACAAACACCCCCACAAGCACAGGGAGGGGGAUCGUAAGCGCUGGCAACGUGAGGUCAACGAGAGGGAACGCAAGCGUUACGAAGGUGUUUGGGCCUCUAAUAAAGGGCUUCUCAUCAACACCGAGGGCCCCGGUCCUAAUAAAAACGGGUCAUGGCCACCUGACGCUUCGGAUAUGGUUCUCAAUUUAGUGGUUCGGGAGAUCUGGUCCCGCAGCCGCCUGCCAGAGCCGAUUCUAGAGCAAGUGUGGGACCUGGUCGAUCAUCAAAAUAUCGGGCUCCUGGUGCGUGAGGAAUUCGUGGUUGGAAUGUGGUUGAUCGACCAGAACUUAAAGGGACACAAGAACCCUGUGAGGGUUCGAGACAGUGUAUGGGAUAGUGUACGGUAUGUCGGCAUUAAGCUACCCCUUGGGAAAGGCAAGGGUCAUGCUUAA